Molecule: messenger RNA, 3041 nt
Organism: Cololabis saira (Pacific saury)
Lineage: Eukaryota; Metazoa; Chordata; Actinopteri; Beloniformes; Belonidae
Gene: gsna
Product: gelsolin a
Exons: 17
Coding region: 164-2383 (739 amino acids)
Biological process (GO): barbed-end actin filament capping; actin polymerization or depolymerization; actin filament severing
Cellular component (GO): actin cytoskeleton; cytoplasm
Molecular function (GO): phosphatidylinositol-4,5-bisphosphate binding; actin filament binding
Source: RefSeq, a predicted model, not a curated record
GGGCCGGGGAUGGGAGUGUCCCGGCCCGGGCCGCACACACUCACUGCGGCUCCGCGCCCCUCACACUCCACGUCUGCUUCCGCUGCAGCUUGGAUCACUCACCGCGGCUCCCCAGGUCCACACCCGUCCAUCCAUCCGCUUACAGGCUUCACGUCCAGGCAGGAUGGCAGCACAGCACCCAGAGUUCGAACGGGCUGGACAAAGCCCAGGCCUCCAGGUGUGGAGGGUGGAGAGCUUUGACCUGGUGCCGGUUCCUGAGAACCUGUACGGGGGGUUUUACACCGGAGACGCCUACCUCGUCCUCAACACCAUCAAGCAGCGCUCCGGGAACCUGCAGUACGACCUCCACUUCUGGUUGGGGGAUUCCUGCAGCCAGGAUGAGAGGGGCUCCGCAGCCAUCUUUACAAUCCAAAUGGACGAUUUCCUUGGAGGGAAACCUAUCCAGUACCGCGAGGUGCAGGGACACGAGUCCAAAACCUUUCUCGGCUACUUCAAGUCUGGAAUCAAAUACAUGAAAGGAGGUGUGGCCUCUGGCUUCAAGCAUGUCGUCACCAAUGAGGUGACUGUACAGCGGGUGCUCCAGGUUAAAGGUCGUCGUGUCGUCAGGGCAACCGAGGUGGCAGUCAGCUGGGACAGCUUCAACACAGGGGACUGCUUUAUCCUGGACCUGGGCAAUGAGAUCUAUCAGUGGUGUGGCUCUCAGAGCAACCGCUUUGAGAAGCUGAAAGCUACCACGGUUGCCAAGGGUAUCCGUGACAACGAACGCAGCGGCAGGGCCCGAGUGUACGUGUGCGAUGAGGGAAUGGAGAGAGAGAAGAUGGUGGAGGUUUUAGGUCCCAAACCAGACCUGCCUGCCGGGGCCUCUGAUGACAUCAAAGCUGAUGCUUCCAACAGGAUGAGGGCCAAACUCUACAAGGUGUCCAAUGCCAGCGGGGACAUGACCAUCACUCUGGUAGCAGCAGAAAACCCAUUCUCCCAGAGCGCCUUGGAGUCUGGUGACUGUUUUAUUCUGGAUCACGGGGCAAAUGGCAAGAUCUUUGUCUGGAAAGGGAAAGAUGCCAACAUGGACGAGCGAAAGGAAGCGUUGAAGGCGGCAGAUGAGUUCAUCAAGAAGAUGGGUUACCCCAAACACACGCAGGUGCAGAUCCUGCCAGAGAUGGGCGAGACCCCGCUCUUCAAGCAGUUCUUCAAGAACUGGAGGGACAGAGAUCAGACCGAGGGCCUGGGAGUGGCGUACAUCGCCAACAGCAUCGCCAAGAUCGAGAAGGUGCCUUUCGACGCCGCCACCCUUCACGAGUCGGCUGCCAUGGCCGCCCAGCACGGCAUGGUGGACGACGGCAGUGGAGAGAAACAGAUCUGGCGUAUUGAGGGGUCCGACAAGGUCCCUGUAGACCCGUCCACACAUGGACAGUUCUAUGGAGGAGACAGCUACAUCAUUCUGUAUAACUACAGUCAUGGAGGACGUCAGGGACACAUCAUCUACAUGUGGCAGGGGACGGACUCCAGUCAGGAUGAAAUCGGGGCUUCUGCGAUCCUCGGCGCUCAGCUGGAUGAAGAGCUGGGCGGUGGUCCUGUGCAGGUUGUUGGUGCUCCUAUAACCACCCAGGUGAGGGCUGUGCAAGGGAAAGAGCCGGCCCAUCUGAUGAGUCUGUUUGGAGGACAGCCCAUGGUGGUGUACAAGGGAGGCACGUCCAGGGACGGAGGUCAGUCUGCUGCUGGAGAUAUCCGCCUGUUCCAGGUGCGCUCCAACUCUGCAGGACACACCAGAGCGGUGGAGCUUGAUGCAGCCGCAUCCAACCUCAACUCCAAUGAUGCUUUUGUCCUCGUAACUCCUGACGGCUCCUUCCUGUGGGGGGGAGUGGGCGCCAGCGACACAGAGAAACAGGGAGCUCAGCAGCUGUGUGACAUACUGGGCGUGUCGGCGUCCGAGCUGUCUGAGGGAGGAGAGACCGAUCAGUUCUGGGAGGCUCUGGGAGGAAAGUCAGAAUACCGCACGUCCAGCAGACUCAAGGACAAGAUGGACGCCCACCCACCCCGACUCUUUGCCUGCUCCAACAAGACUGGAAACUUUAUUAUUGAAGAGGUACCUGGGGAGAUAACCCAAGAUGACCUUGCCACUGAUGACGUCAUGAUCCUUGACACGUGGGACCAGGUAUUUGUCUGGAUUGGAAAUGAAGCCCAGGAGGAAGAGAAGACUGAAUCCAUGACCUCCGCUGUCCGUUACAUCGAGACGGACCCGGCUAAACGGGACCCAAGAACCCCUAUUGUCAAAAUGAAGCAGGGCUUCGAGCCGCCCACGUUCACCGGCUGGUUCCUGGGCUGGGACCACGAGUACUGGACCAGCGACCCGCUGGAGCGGGCCAUGGCAGAACUGGCUCUGUGAGCGCUCACCACAACUCCACGUCUGCCUAGGGCUUCAUUCCUUCUGCUUUCCUGCAGGCACUGAGCUUCAAACAGACUUGUUUUGUUUUUAGAUGCCGGUCGACCCUUUGAGCAAGUUUUUUUUUUGUUUUUUUGUUUGUUUUUGAGGCAGUGUUUUAAUGUUAAAUGCCAUGUUGGUGCCUUUACACUUAUCAGGAAACCAACCAGUGGAAACUGCGCUUUGACGUACCAACAAGGUGUUUUUUUGGCUUUUACACUAUAGUCUUCAUUUAUAAGCAAAGACAAUUAAAUCCAAGAACUCGUGAAAUGAAACAAAGCUAAAGAAAAACAGUUAAAGCUUGGUGUGCUGCACGAUUGUAAAAGUCACUGCCAAGGAACAACAGGGACGAUGCCUUAAUAUCAUUUCUCCCACUUUACUGUACGCCAGCUUGUUAUUUUUCUACGGUACUGCUCCAGUCAAAAGGAUAGAUUUAUAGAUUUUUUUUUUGCUUUUAUUCUAGAGAUUAUUUGUAUAUUUAUUUUCAAAAAUGCCACACAAAAAAAACAACCUUUGCUGUUCUGCUGCAACUUAAUUUUCAAUGGAAAACAGAUAUUACACCACUCUGAAAACCAGUUACUUCCUGUUUAACUCUUAUUUUAAAUAAACCAAAUUAAACAUG